AGAAGAGGACGCACCUGCCUCCUUUGUAGCCCCACACGCACGUUCCAGCCGGCGGGGAGGAGUCACGAGAGAGCACGCCUGAACGCAGGGAGCAUCACCGAUGGCCUCCCCGCUCAAAGUGUGCAUAGUCGGCUCCGGGAACUGGGGCUCGGCCAUCGCCCGGAUAAUCGGGAACAAUGCCACAUUGCUGCGUUUUGCCACUACGGUGAACAUGUGGGUGUUCGAGGAGAACGUGGACGGCAGGAAGCUCUCCGACAUCAUCAACACGGAGCACGAGAACGUCAAGUACCUGCCCGGAUACAAACUGCCCGAGAACGUGGUGGCCGUCCCAAAGCUGCGUGAUGCCGCGCGGGGAGCCGACCUGCUGGUGUUCGUGGUCCCCCACCAGUUCAUCCGGAACCUCUGCGACGAGAUGGUGGGCUGCGUCUCCGCCAAAGCUCGGGGGAUCACGCUCAUCAAGGGUAUAGAUGCUGGUCCUGGGGGCCUGAAGCUCAUCUCCGACAUCAUCCGAGAGAAGAUGGGCAUCGACGUCAGCGUCCUCAUGGGAGCAAACAUUGCCAACGAAGUGGCUGCAGAGAAGUUCUGCGAAACCACGAUUGGCAGUAGGAUUCUGGAGAACGGCCUGCUGUUCAAAGAGCUGCUGCAGACUCCAAACUUCAGAAUCAGAGUGGUGGAUGAUGCGGACGCCGUGGAGCUGUGUGGCGCUCUGAAGAACAUCGUGGCGGUGGGCGCGGGCUUCUGCGACGGGCUGCGGUGUGGCGACAACACCAAGGCGGCUGUGAUCCGCCUGGGGCUGAUGGAGAUGAUCGCCUUUGCCAAACUCUUCUCCAAGAACGGCGCCGUCUCCACGGCGAUCUUCCUAGAGAGCUGCGGCGUGGCCGACCUCAUCACCACGUGCUACGGCGGGCGCAACCGGCGAGUGGCGGAGGCCUUCUCGAAGACGGGGAAAAGCAUCGAGGAGCUGGAGAAGGAGAUGCUGAACGGUCAGAAGCUGCAAGGUCCUGCCACCUCAGCCGAGGUUUACCACAUCCUCAAACAGAAGGGCCUGGUGGACAAGUUCCCUCUGUUCACGGCGGUCUAUCAGAUUUGCUUCGAGGGGAAGCCGGUCCAAGAGAUGAUCUCCUGCCUGCAGAGCCAUCCGGAGCACAUGUGAUCAGCCGGUGGGUUCUCACAGGGGGAGGGGGAGCAGCCUCUGGAGGGAUUGCCUCAGCAUGUUCACACCGAGGUUCAGCAUUAUAAACUAAUGCUGUUGUAAAAAAAACACAAUGUCCUUUAUCAAUUCAAGUUAGGCUGAUGGACGAAUGAAGUCUCCAGAUUUACAGCAGUCUUCUAUUUGCGUUCAGUGGAGGGAAAUUGAUCUCGGUCUUAAAAUGCAAGGAGAGUCAGCCCUCUGCGUGUCUGCUGGGUCUCGCCUCCUCCUUGAGAGGCAUUUCACUCCAAUAAGAGCCAAGUUCAGACACCUGACUCCCCUUUUCCCCACACUCACCACUUACCAGUCUCCGGUUUUCCUUCUAAGUUGUCAACCACAAAGCAUACCCUCAACCUUCAGAAGAAUUGCAAGCAAACAACCAUCCUGCAGCGUUGAUAACUCCACGCAGAAGGAAGCGUGCAACUGAUUGUCGCCACUAAUCGCGGCACGUCCACGCAGUUUGGAUUAAGGGCUGAGCGAGAAAAUCGAAGAAAAUCAAAUAUCAUAAUAUUCAUGACCAAAUUCAUCGAUUGACCAGUUUUACAAAAUGUUUACACAAUGAGGUUUUUGAUAAGCUGUCAUCAGUAAUGUGGAUAUCGUGACUGUGGGUACUGGAAGCUUUUAAAACCAGAAAUACAAGCGCACACAUGAUCAAACCAACGACUUACGACGUUGCUGGAUCUCGUUUUGUUUAUAGUUUUAAGUCCUCGACGAGUUAAGUAACGUGAGCUCAGUUCCUGCUUCCACUUCGAUUCAAUUCAGUUUAUUUUUGCAGAGCCCAAAAUCCAAACUCUUCUCAGAGGGCUUUACAAUCUGUAUGCAUAUGGCAUCCUCUGACCUUUGACCCUCAGAUUCUCUGACCUUUGAGCCUCACAUCAAAACGGGAACAACUCUCCCAAAAACAUUUUCUAAGGGGAGAAAAAGGGCAGAAAGCUAUUAUCGCGGCCGAAAGAGUUCACAAUAACGACAUUAUCGCGACAUCUGUAGGCAUUUUGAGAUAAAAAGACAAUUAUAAUCCGUCAAAUUCAUCUUGAACUUUGUUUAUUGUGUGUCUCUUCUAUCCGAACGAAUUCCGCUCGAAAGCACGAGUGUAGCGAGGUGGCGGAGGAGCUUAUAACCAAAUAUAUAAAGUAAUGUCACAGGGGAAUAUUAUUUGUGUAUUGUUUCAUUUCUUUAAUAUCAGGGUUAUCGUCGGUGCUGGUAUAUUGAGUCCUGACCCUUUGCAACAUUUCCAGGUGUGUGGCCAAAUGUUUGAAAUGGAAACUGUAUUCUCUUAUUGUGGCUUCACGAGUUUGUUAAAUACCAGCAGGCAGGUGCUGGAGGCGACCUCUGACCUACAGGAGCACAACAGCAAUGGGCAUUUACUUUAUGUCCCGGUGUUUUUAUAACCUCACAGGGUUUGUAUCUAUAUGUUUUCACUGCCACUCAGGGGAACCUACAGUAGUGUUGAACAUUAUGAAAAGGACCCUCACUAUAUCCUUGGGCCAUUGAGCACUAUACGUUUUAAUAUUCUGCCUCUUAAAUGUAUGAUUAUACUGCCUUUUGAAUAAACCAGCAUUAGCUCAGUGUUCAAUGUAUCGGGUGUGUUCCGGUGAGCUUUUCUCUCUAAACUGCCAAACUGUUGCCAAGUAAGACGUAGUGAGUGGAAGUGGAGAGCUCUUUUCUAUGUGACGGUUUGGUGGGAGGUACCCUCUCAGUCCUGUUGAAGCCCAAUUUCAUCCUUUAAAAGUGAAAACAUUAAAGCAUUAAUCUCA
This is a messenger RNA of Cyclopterus lumpus (lumpfish), 2943 nucleotides long. RefSeq names its product glycerol-3-phosphate dehydrogenase 1 like (gene gpd1l). Gene Ontology annotation, biological process: glycerol-3-phosphate catabolic process; carbohydrate metabolic process. The transcript is spliced from 8 exons. Gene Ontology annotation, cellular component: glycerol-3-phosphate dehydrogenase (FAD) complex; cytosol. Gene Ontology annotation, molecular function: glycerol-3-phosphate dehydrogenase [NAD(P)+] activity; protein homodimerization activity; NAD binding. The coding region runs from base 101 to 1153 and encodes 350 amino acids. The record is from RefSeq and is a predicted model, not a curated record. NCBI's taxonomy places the organism in Eukaryota, Metazoa, Chordata, Actinopteri, Perciformes, Cyclopteridae.